This is a messenger RNA of Etheostoma cragini (Arkansas darter), 2657 nucleotides long. RefSeq names its product calcium binding and coiled-coil domain 1b (gene calcoco1b). The record is from RefSeq and is a predicted model, not a curated record. Lineage: Eukaryota; Metazoa; Chordata; Actinopteri; Perciformes; Percidae. The transcript has 14 exons. The coding region runs from base 170 to 1882 and encodes 570 amino acids.
UGAUUUUACUUGGGGGGUCCACAUGGCUCAGGAGAUGUUGUGAAACCCUUGCACAUGACAGGAUUGCUCAUCACUAUCUUCAGAUUCAUCCACAGCUCUAUCAUUAAUACGGUGGCAGAAAAGACAUCACAUUCAUUUCUCAGCAGAAUAAGCACAGCUUCCUGUUACCAUGGAUAAACAGUCCACAGUGGUGUUUCGUAAUGUGGGGCAAUGGUACUUCCCCCAAACCAGAGUGGAGUGCCACUACAGUCUGACCUCCGACCAUCAGUGGAGCAGCAGUGACUGGAUAGGGAUUUUUGAGAUGGGCUGUUCUUCACUGAAACAGUUUUACACAUAUACAUGGGCUCUUGUUCCUGAAGGCUACACUGAGGGUACCAGUGUCAGCUGCUGGGUACUUUUCCCGGCACACUACCUGCCGCGCCCCAGUGCUGUGGAGUAUCAGUUUAUAUAUGUGGAUAAGAUGGGAAAGGCGUGUGCUCGUAGUCGCCCCUUCACUUUCUGUACUCCCAAGCCACUGGAGGAGUUGGAGACUCUGAAAGAGGAACAAGAUGAAGAUGACGGAGAGGAGGAGCUGCUCCUAGUCAUCCCCAGGUCUCAGCUGCUGCAGAGUCGGCUAGAGGAAUGCUUAAAAAAACAAGCGGAUAUACAGCAGGCUCUGGACACGGCUAAAGAGGAGGCAGAAAAUGAGAAAGAGAACAGCAGGAAAGCAAGGGAGAAGUGGGAGCGCCAAAGUGAAGCAAUGAAGGAGGAGAUCUCAGAGCUUAGGGACAGCUUGAGACAAAACUGUGACAUGUUGAAGAAGAUUGAUGGAAAACACAAGAAUGUGAAAUAUAGUCAGGAAAACCUGACCUCUGAACUGAGUAAACUCAUGGCUGAAAAUACUGAGAGUCAACAGCGAAUCAAAGACUUGGAGGAGGAAAUCAAGGGCCUGAAUGACAGGGAGAAAGAGGAAAAUGGGGAACUGGAAAGGCUGAAGGAGAGAGUGAAAAAAAACUCCAGUCAAAUGAAACACGAUGAGGAAAAGAGAAAGUGUCUGCAGGUGGAGAACGAGGCUGCUCUGGCGGAGGCACGAGGGCUGCAGGAGCGUCUGAAGGCUAGUGAGCAAGUAGCCGAGAGCCUGCGUAGGGAGCUGAGAGAGCUGGGAACACGUCAGGGCCAUACCCACACCGAGCUGCAUCAAGCACGGCUGCAAGUAGCCCAGCUCACCCUGCUGCUGUCUGAAGAGAACUUGGUCCUCAGGGAGGAGCGCGCCGACUGGGCUCUAGAGAGAGAAGCUUACAAACAUGCAGCAGAGACGGAUACAAAGAAAUUACAAGAACUGAGCUGUGAGGUGCAGAGGAAGGAGGAGUGGCUACAGGAGGAGAGGACAGAGAGGGAGAAACUAGAAGUAGAGCUUGGGCGAGAGAGAGAUUCCAAUCGAGUGCUGCUGAGUGAUACUAAGCGAGAGCUGCAGGAGCUGAAGGCCAGUGUGAAGAAAGCCCAGAAAGAGAGAGAGGAGCAGAAGGUGGAAAAACAGGAACUGGUGAACUACAUCCUUCAGUUAGAGCAGAGAUUGAGGAUGGUGACAGAAGCUAAAUCAAAUGGGAUAAUUCCAACAUGCAUCUCUCCUGGCUCUUCCUCUGAGGAUGACGAGGAUGCUUCCUCAGCGUCUCCCAGAUCAAUCUGUUCGCCUCUUUCCCAGUCCGCUCACCUGGAACGGCCCAACAGAGCUGAGCUCCUUGCUGCUGAGACACACAUCCACAGCAAAAAAGACACAUCAGCCUCUGACACACAGGAUUUGACAAGGCAGCACUGUGUGGAGUAUGGUGAAGGGAAGCAACUGGUCCUACUAGAACUCAUCGACCCCAUCCUGAGCGAGCUGGCCGACUCCCCCAUGUGGUAACAAAAGAAAGAUGGAUGGAAAGUUGCGUGUUUACCACUGUGAUGCAGGUUCAUGUGGGUCAUAAAAAAAACCUUGGAAUCAUUCUGUUUUGGUUUUGUAGCGUUUCAUGUAUAAAACGGACUUCACAAAGGUCAAAUUUAUAGUGCACAGGUUUUACCUCAUAGGUGUCCAUAUUCAAAGACAGUAGCACAAUGUAUGAGUCUUAAGUGCCCAGAGAUAGUAUGGCUAAUGGUGUUAUUACGGAUUAGUUAAACUCCUUUAGACUUAAAAAUAUAUUUCAGUUUAUUUUAGACUCCUUUUGUAAUCCCUAGAUUUUCUAGUUUUUUUUGCUGAUUGCAACUGUUUUGAGAAAAGUGAUGUUGAUGUCUUACUUAGCUUUGAUUUAAUACAUCUUGUUUUGGUAGCAUAUCUACAUAUCAGCCCGUAACCUCUGCAUGUGGGUGUGAAUCUUGAAACCGUGUCAAACGUGUGGUUGUGUGUGUGUUUACAGAAAAAAUGUGAAAUGUAGAGCUGCAUUUUGUGGAACACAGCGUCAGGUUUGAAGAACAUGAAAGUUAAUUUAUGAAUUUUUUGUUUGUUGAUCUGAGCUUCUGUUGAGGAGAUGGGGUUCUUCAAUAAAAUACGAUGAUAAAUACAUGUUGAUGGCAGUCUGUAUAUUACUUUCUGUGUAAAUGAUUGUAAAGUGAUGGCAAAGAAGAGGACAACUGGACGCUGAAAGGUCUAAGAACUAUCAGCGCCUUUUAUCAAAAUACAAGAGACAAUGAAAAGCAACAAA